Molecule: messenger RNA, 2045 nt
Organism: Tremella mesenterica DSM 1558
Lineage: Eukaryota; Fungi; Basidiomycota; Tremellomycetes; Tremellales; Tremellaceae
Exons: 2
Coding region: 83-1891 (602 amino acids)
Biological process (GO): DNA replication
Cellular component (GO): nuclear origin of replication recognition complex; nucleus
Molecular function (GO): DNA replication origin binding
Source: RefSeq, a predicted model, not a curated record
CGCACAUUUCCUUUGGAUAUCUGACUUACUUCGAUCUCAUCACGACUUUCAAGACAUUGAGACUCGAGGUCAAAGUACGAAAAUGCUUCCUAAACGUAGUUCUGUGUCCCAAGAACAAGAAGAAGACCCAUCCGACUUAUCCCCUUCUCACCUCGUCUCUUUCCUCACAAACUAUGACGAAACUCACUCCCAUUCUUCUUCCUCCGAACCGGAAGAACAAGCAGAUGAUUCAGAUGUAUCCGACGAGAUAGAUCCGGACGACGAGUCAACGUUUUCGACACCUAUCAAACGGUCAAAAGUCGGUUUAGUAGGAAACACCCCUUCAUCCAAACGUUCAACACCUUCAAAAAAGAAAACACCAUUUUCUACACCUCGUAAACCUCGUGAUUCUUCUAUCCCUGGUAGUUCUGCAAAAACUCGUAAACGCAUCCGACCCAACUCUGAAGAUGAUUCAGACCCAACCCAACGAUCUAAAUAUGAUAUAGAAGUAAAAGGAAGAGAAGAAGGUUUUAUAAGAAUGUCAAAAGCCGAUAAUUAUUUUCUUUCACAAUCACAAUCUAAAAGAUCUUCUCUUAAUUCUUAUUCUACAUUAGCUCCACCACUCAAUCAGAAGCAAUACGAUCAACUUUCUUCUUCCAGAUCUCAAUCUUCCUCAAAAGUGGUACAACGUCUCAUGGGAGAUUUAGAGAGUAGAUUCGAACAAUGGGAAAUGGAAUUAGAAGAAGGAUUUAAUUUACUUUUUUAUGGUUUCGGUUCUAAAAGACGUUUACUCAAUAAAUUCGUUUCUACCAAAUUGAUUAAAAAAGGUCAUUGUGUGGUUGUUAAUGGACAUUUCCCACAAAUGGGUAUUAAAGAUAUUUUAGUUGCUGUGGAAGAUUCUUUAGGGAUUCCUCAGGAUAUGGAUUUGGGUUUAAGUGGAAAUACACCGCUGGAGAGAAUGACAAAUAGGAUAUAUUCUUAUUUUCUUCCUCUCCAGAAACAUUCAGAUCAUGAUGGGAGAAUGAGAAAUGGAGAAGCCGGAACGAGGAAUGGAAUGAAGAAAUUCUCAAAGUCUUCUUCAGCAGUAGAAUCGAUAAGAGAGGAAACCAAAAGAUCAAAAAGAGAUCUUUAUUUAUUAAUACAUAAUAUCGAUUCUCCAGGAUUAAGAACAUCAAAAUCAUUAUCAAUCCUUUCGGUGUUAACUUCAAACCCAAGAAUACAUCUUUUAGCUUCUUUCGAUCAUAUUCAUACUCCACUUUUAUUCUCACAAACAAAUAAUAUAUCACCAUCUUCCCAUCUCGGUUUCAACUUUCUAUACCACAAUAUCACCACUUAUGACGAUUACACCCUUGAACUAUCUUACCAUCGUUUGGCGACUUCCAGACUAACGACGACUUCUACGGGUAUAUCAGAAGAAGCGGUAUUACAAAUCCUAAAAAGUGUUCCACCCAUGGCAGUGAGGUUAUUCAAACUUUUAGUAGAGAAACAAUUAAGUGGAAUGGGUGGGGUGGUUACUUCAUUAGAAGGUAUUUCUAAAGAAAGUGGUAAUGCAACCAUGCAGGUUGUUGUUUCUGAGGGAAAUGCAAAUGUUGCUGAUCCUAAAGAAGGUGAAGAUGUCGAUAAAGAAAAAGAGGUAGAAGAAGGGAAGAAGAGAAAUGAUAAAAAUCAAAUCAUACAAAAUGGAAUACCAACUUACGCCAUCGAUAAUGAUUUAUUACAAGGAUUAGCAAGAGAAAGGUUCAUAGCUAGAGAAGAAGAUCGUUAUAAUACACUUUUAGGAGAAUUCAAAGAUCAUGGUGUGGUUUUGGAAUCUUUGGUAGAUUCAGAAGGUAGGGUUGGAAGGUGGAUUUGGGUACCUUUAGGAAGAAGUGGGUUGUUGAGGGUUUUACAAAGUGUUCAGGGGGUGGAAUAGGUUGGUCAUAUAUUAUUAUUAUAUUGAUGAAAAGGAUUUAUCAACGUAAUCUCUUCGAUCUGGAUGAUGGUGUAGACUCAUCUAUAUGGUUCAAUGAAAUAGGAAGGGUGUAUUACAAGACUCAGAAACCAUGCAUCUGAGGACUGUUAUAUUG